Messenger RNA from Sardina pilchardus (European sardine), 1305 nucleotides. RefSeq names its product zinc finger protein 84-like. Gene Ontology annotation, biological process: regulation of gene expression. The transcript has a single exon. Lineage: Eukaryota; Metazoa; Chordata; Actinopteri; Clupeiformes; Clupeidae. The record is from RefSeq and is a predicted model, not a curated record. Gene Ontology annotation, cellular component: nucleus. Bases 1 to 1305 code for a protein of 434 amino acids.
AUGCAAGAAAACAAAGAGUGUCAUAAGCGCUACAGGUGCCAAACAACAAAGGAGAAGCAGCAUGAGCAGAUACCCCCGGAGGUCCAUACUGGAGAAAAGCCACAUCAGUGCUCUCAGUGUGGAAAGGCAUUUGCUCACAUGUCUCAUCUCAAAAGACACCAGCUGACCCACACUGGGGAGAAAACACAUCAGUGUUCUCAGUGUAAAAAAAGAUUUAGUCAAAAGUCUGAUCUCAAGAAGCAUGAAAUGAUCCAUACAGGAGAAAAGCCACAUCAGUGUUGUCAGUGUGGAAAGGCAUUCACUCAAAAGUCUAAACUCAAGAAGCAUGAAAAGAUCCAUACUAGAGAAAAGCCACAUCAGUGCUCUCAGUGUGGAAAGGCAUUUGCUCACAUGUCUUAUCUCAAAAGACACCACCUGAUCCACACUGGGGAGAAAACACAUCAGUGUUCUCAGUGUAAAAAAAGAUUUAGUCAAAAGUCUGAUCUCAAGAAGCAUGAAAUGAUCCAUACAGGAGAAAAGCCACAUCAGUGUUGUCAGUGUGGAAAGGCAUUCACUCAAAAGUCUAAACUCAAGAAGCAUGAAAAGAUCCAUACUGGAGAAAAGCCACAUCAGUGCUCUCAGUGUGGAAAGGCAUUUGCUCACAUGUCUCAUCUCAAAAGACACCAGCUGACCCACACUGGGGAGAAAACACAUCAGUGUUCUCAGGGUAAAAAAAGAUUUAGUCAAAAGUCUGAUCUCAAGAAGCAUGAAAUGAUCCAUACAGGAGAAAAGCCACAUCAGUGUUGUCAGUGUGGAAAGGCAUUCACUCAAAAGUCUAAACUCAAGAAGCAUGAAAAGAUCCAUACUAGAGAAAAGCCACAUCAGUGCUCUCAGUGUGGAAAGGCAUUUGCUCACAUGUCUUAUCUCAAAAGACACCACCUGAUCCACACUGGGGAGAAAACACAUCAGUGUUCUCAGUGUAAAAAAAGAUUUAGUCAAAAGUCUGAUCUCAAGAAGCAUGAAAUGAUCCAUACAGGAGAAAAGCCACAUCAGUGUUCUCAAUGUGAAAAAAGAUUUAGUCAAAAGUCUGAUCUCAAGGCACAUCAAAGGAUCCAUACUGGAGAAAAGCCACAUCAGUGUCCUCAGUGUGGAAAAUCCUUUGCUCAAAAAUAUAAUCUUAAGCUACAUCAGAUGAUCCAUACUGGAGUAAAGCCACAUCAGUGUCCUCAAUGUGGAAAAGCCUUUAAUCAGAAGAGCAACCUAAAGCAACACCAAACAAAAAAUACAACAUGUGGGAAAAGGCCUUUUGUCCAAAGUCUAAACUGA